AUGACGUCGGUCCUAUCACCCUCACCCGCUAUGAUCCCAAGCAUCACUCUCCUCGAUGUUGAUGGGAACGGCCGGGCCCAUACCCCGGAGUAUUCAAACCUCCCGAGGCCCUCCUCAGCGCCCGGCCAUAAAGCCCCGACCACAGAGCCGAAUCCGUCUCGUCGAUUUUCUUCAUGUUCUGCUCGAAGAGCAAGUUGUGAGAUUGUGAGCCGGCUUUCCGAUAGCUUCAUAACGGUCGAUACCUUUGCGAUACCCCAAAGCAAAAGCUCAAUCUCCGACACCCACCACAAAUCUUGUCGCGGUUCUCAACGUAUACAUCAUACCCCUCGCCGCUGCUCCUGGUCUGGUCAACGACCAAACUCAAAUCCUGUCGACACGCAGCAACCGAACUUCCCAACAUCACGACAUCACCGAUCCCAAUCGACAGACUCACCGUCGAAUCACCACAGCCUCCACAAGUCAUCAUCUACCAUCAUGGGCAAUUCGUUGUCCGCUUCGAUCUCGUCGGCAGCGAAAAAGGUGGGGAACCACCUCCCUAGUAUGAGCAAGAAGGCCGCCCCCGCUCCGCCAGCAGUCGAAGCGCCACGGUACACUCGCCGCAUCCCCAUCGACCUUGACGGGAACACCGAUAUCGAAUACCUUCAAUACGAGUAUCAGGAAGCGGUGGAUGCCUUGCUGGAGCUAUCGCCGGGCUGGCAACUCGCGGUCAAUCACGUUCCUGUUGAGGAUGUCGAAGUGGCGCCGACCGCGGCGGUGUUGCCCUCAUCUUCGCGGGAACCGAGUGGGCCAAAUACCCUUACCGCAUCACGGACCUCACCGCUUCCCGCCUCUGUGACCCACCGCCGACCACGGAAGUCGCUUAAACUGUCCGUUCCUGUCCUUCGCGACAGUGGGUGCGACGUCUUCGCAGCGGCCGAAGACAGCGUCGACGAUGACGCACUUGUCCAGCCGGCGCAGUGGGUAUCCCUGGACUAUUCACAGCAGGCGAUCGGUGGUCUUGUGCGUGUCCCUGUCAAGGUGGUAAACGUUGCGGAAGACUCUCCCGUUGCCGCCCCCUCGCCGGCCAAUUCGGAGGACGCCAGUAUUAUGACCAUGCCCAUCCCCACUGCCACCACCAAAUGGCCCGACCAGCCUCCGCCGCGCCCACCUCGAAUUGACUCUCGCCCGCCCGGACUCGACAGUGUAACGAACGCCGUCCGUUCCAUGCUUCCAAGCCCUCCACCUUCGCUAGAGCGACCGGUACGUUUCGACUCGUUGGCGUGCAAUGACCCGGACCCGCUCGCGGAAUAUGUGCGAUGGCAGAGAGCAGCCCAAGUCGAAAAGGAACGCAUUCGAGCCCAACGGAGAGCUCUCGUCCUUGGCCGCGCCGUCGGGCCGCCACUAUCGGCCUCAUCGCCAUCGGCAUCACCAACAUCACCUUCGUCAGCACCCGCCGCUGGCCGAUCCAUGUUCUCGUCGCUAAGAGGCGCCAUCAGAGCAGCUCGCCGGCGGUCGUCGUCCUCCCACUACGCCGCGACAGCGUCUGGCUCGCCACCACGACACUCGACCGUUACCCGUAAUCUCAGGUUACCACUCUCAGCGGCGGCGCCGGCGAACAAAAAGGGCCACGAGGACUUCUUGUCUCUCCUACUUUACCACGCUGAGAAUGGGUCCCCUGUCGCGUACCCCACCUACGACCCCAUAGCUAAUGCAGCGGCAUGCCGCACCGACCCCGAGCGUGCUGUCAACGAGGCGCUCUUUAUCGAACGAGUAGCUUGCGUUGAGUGA
Fimicolochytrium jonesii is the source of this 1767-nucleotide messenger RNA. RefSeq lists its product as uncharacterized. The transcript has a single exon. The coding region runs from base 1 to 1767 and encodes 588 amino acids. Lineage: Eukaryota; Fungi; Chytridiomycota; Chytridiomycetes; Spizellomycetales; Powellomycetaceae. The record is from RefSeq and is a predicted model, not a curated record.